CUUGCCAAAAAAUAUCAUCCUGACACUAAUAAAGAUCCAGCAGCAAAAGAAAAAUUUGUACAAAUCCAAGAGGCUUAUGAUGUAUUAUGUGACGAAGAAAAACGUGCACAAUAUGAUCAAUGGGGCGCAGCAUAUUCAGAAGGGGGUCCAACAGGUGCAGGUGGAUUUCCUGGAGGUGGUGCAGAUUAUAGUGGAUUUUCUGGUGGAUUUCCAGGAUUUGGUGAAGAGUUUUUUGGCAGUAUAUUUAAUGGAUUUGGCGGCCCAAGGGUUAGAACAGGUUCUGGACAACCUUAUGCAACUGGAUCAGAUGUUGAAAUUUCUUUAAAUAUAUCUUUUAUGGAAUCAGUGAAAGGAUCUAAACAAACCGUUGCUGUAGAAAGAGUAGCUAAUUGUAAAUCGUGUAAUGGAUUUGGUACCAGAAGUGGCAAAAAACCUGAAACUUGUAAAACAUGUAAAGGAUCAGGUACACAAUAUAUUGCUGUAGCAUCAGGGUUUCAUAUGCAAGCCGCUUGUACUUCUUGUAAUGGUAAAGGUACAAAAAUAUUACCUGGAAAUAGAUGUACAACAUGUUCUGGUAAUGGUCAAGUAAAAGAAAGAAGACCUAUUGUUGUUGAUAUUCCUGCUGGUAUUGAGGAUGGUACAAAAAUCAGAUUAAUUAGACAAGGUGAUGCACCUUAUGGUGGUCAAGGAACACCCGGAGAUUUAUUUGUAAGGUUAAAUAUUACUCCACACAACAUAUUUAAGAGACAAGGACCAAAUAUUAUUAUCAACAAAGCAAUACCAUUCUAUCGAGCAAUUCUAGGUGGUCAUAUAAUAGUGCCUACAAUAGAUGGUGAUGUUGAAUUAAAAGUUCCUGAGGCUUCACAACCUGAUCAACGUAUUGUACUAAAAAAUCGUGGUAUAAAAGCUGGCAAUUUACAAGGUGAUCAAUAUGUCAUUUUGAAAGUAAAUUUACCAAAAGCCUUUACAUCUGAACAAAAGGAGAUAAUAAAAAAAUAUGCGGAAAUCACUGAAGGUACUGGAACUACAAAAGAUGCUAUUGUUAAUCUUCGAGACACUCUACAAAUGCUGGAAAAGCGAGAGAAGCAUUUACAGAGUAAAAUUGAUGCUGAACUAAAGACAGCAAGAUCAAAUGCUACUACAAACAAGAGAGCUGCACUAAUGGCCUUGAAAAGGAAAAAACAAUAUGAAACUCAAUUGGAAAAAUUAUCAGGGGCAAAAUUUACAAUUGAGACUCAAGUUAUGGCCAUUGAAAGUGCAAAUGUGAAUCUGGAAACCAUGAAAGCUAUGGAGAAAGGUGCAGAGGCAAUGAAAACAAUACAUGGAUCUAUGGAUAUAAAUAAAGUUGAUGAAACAAUGGAUUCAAUACGUGAACAAAUGGAUUUGUCUGAUGAGAUCUCGAAUGCAAUUUCUGGUCAAAUGCUUGGAAUUCCUUUGGAUGAUGUUAAAUUGGAGGCAGAAUUAGAGGAGUUGGAACAAGCAAAUCUUGAUAAACAAUUGCUUGAAGUUGAAUUACCACUUGCAGCACCUUCUGUACCAACAAAAAAACUUGGUAAAUUUGCAAAAAUUUAA
This is a messenger RNA of Entrophospora candida, 1572 nucleotides long. NCBI's taxonomy places the organism in Eukaryota, Fungi, Glomeromycota, Glomeromycetes, Entrophosporales, Entrophosporaceae. The record is from the annotation of a GenBank genome assembly.